This is a messenger RNA of Tetrahymena thermophila SB210, 2304 nucleotides long. RefSeq lists its product as hypothetical. The record is from RefSeq and is a predicted model, not a curated record. Lineage: Eukaryota; Ciliophora; Oligohymenophorea; Hymenostomatida; Tetrahymenidae. The transcript has 2 exons.
CAAAUAUUAAUUUUAGACGCAAUUAUUAAAUUAAUAAAAAAGAAAUAAAAAAUAGUUAUGAGAAGUAAAUUCAAUAACAAAUUCUAUGAUGAGCAUAGCCCUUCAAAGAGAGUAAGGUGGAUUUCGCCUAAUUCAUAAGCUUAAGAAUCAGAUAAAAUAAGUUAAGCUGCAAGUAUAAUUGCAUCUUAAGAGAUAUCUUUAAACUAAAGUUUAUAAAAGUCUAAUAAAUAAUUAGAUAUAAGCAAAGAGCUAAUUUAGAAUAAAGAAAAACUUAUCAACUUCUUAGUUGAUAACAAUAUAGAAUUUCAAAAGCUUCAUCCUAAUGAGUACGCAGCUACUAUUAAGUUAGUAAAUAUAAAUUAAUAGGCAGGAAAUUAAAUUAAUGUUAAUGGAAAGAGUUAAUCACCAAUGAAGGUUUCUUAAUCCUAAGGCUAUUUUACAUAAAAGGAAAAGGAAUUAGCAAAUAUUUCAUAGAUAAAUAAAUAGAAUAAGCAGCCUUUCAUAUCAGCUAUAUUGAAUGACAUAAAGUCUUAAAAGUAGUCUGUUGAUUUAGCUAGCACUUUUAAUAUUUCAAUGGUUACUGACCCUUCAAUAGAUCAAAACUAAAGAUUUUUAUAAUUUUUAGAGGAGAAAUAAGCACAAAUUUAAAGAGAGUUAACAAAUGCAGAUUAACUACUAAGCAUUCAUAGAGAUAACUAGAGCAUCAAAUAGCUAAGAGAUAAACAUAAUAGUUUAUUGAUAACACAUAAAAAUUUGUGUGCAAUCUACUUAAGAUCACCUCAAGAGUUUAGAAAUAAAGCAAUUCAAUAUUUGAAACCUAUUUAAAGCACUAUUAUUUAAGGAAAUUACUCAAAUCUUAAAAAUAAUUCUGAUUUAGAAAUUCUAUAUGCCCUGCUACAGAAAUUGCUUUUAGAUAACUGUGAUGCCUAAACAAUGGAAUAAUUUGUAGAUGAAUAAAUAAAAAUGCAAGCAAAUUCUUUGUACAGCUCAACAAAUUAAAAUUUAAAAGAAUCAAAUAGAUCUGAAAGCUUAAAAGAUUAAGAAAAUAAAACUCAUGGAUCAUUAGUUUAUGAAAAGUUAAAUUCAUUUAAAAAAAGAAAUAAAGAAUAAAAACCUAACAAAAAAAUUAUCAUAGUUUAACAGAACUUUGUAAAAUCUGCCUCUCCAAGUAAAAGAGUCUCUAAAAGUAGUGAUGCCAACAAAUCAAGAAAUGAAGAGCUCAAUAGAUCAAUCCACUCAAAAAAAGAUAAUCUCAAUAAAUCUUUUAGUUCAAAAAAAGAUGAAAAAUCACUUAUAAAUGAAGCCCCAAAAAUUUAAAUUCAUAAUAAUAAAUUAUUUUCCAUUUAUGGUAGCAAUAAUAAAGUAAAAUAGAAUAAAAGUACAUAAAAACCUAAUAAUAAUUAAAGAAGUUCUCUCAGUUUUGCUAAUAAUUCUAGUACAGCAUCAUCUUUAAAGGAAAGUUUACUUCUAGGUAAGUCUUAACUUUCUACCAAUAGCUAAAUGAGUAAAAAAUAAGAAGGUCAAAAAGAUAAACAGUCUAAAUUUUCAUUGGGCAAUUGUGCAUAAAAGCUUGGUAAUAACUUAAAAAUUUAAUAAAUAUACAAUAAAGCUUACAAAUCUGCUAAUACUCUAAGUCCUAACUACAGUGAUAGCUUGACUGAUCAUUUUUAUUCUUAAUCAACAACAAGCAAGUAGGUUGGAAAUUUCGAUUUCUCUAAAGCUGUAAGCUAACAGUCAAAUAGAAGUUUAUCUAACAAUAAAGAUAGAAAGAAUCAAUCUAUUUAAAGUAAGUUCUUUUCAAACAGAAUCACUACAGAAAACACUCCUAAAUCUUAAAGAACAAGUGAAAGAAGAAAUUCAAGGUCCCUUUCUCCUUCUAAACCGAAAUCAUAUAUCCCAUCUGCCAGUUAAGAUAAUUCAACCUCUUCAAGAAAACUAAUUAAAGCAUCAGAUAUGUAGAAAGAAUAUGAAAUUAACAAAUCUCCUUCACCUACUCGUAAGAAAACUGCAAAUUUUAGUUAAGUUUAUAGUCCUCAAAUAUUAAAAUCCUAAGAUUUCUAGAAAGAAUAUGAAAAAAUUCUUAUUCAAAACUUUGAAAACUUGAAAAUGUAAUAUUCUAAAAGUAAAAUUGUAGGAAAAGUAAAUGAAAAAAUAAUUGAAGAAGAAUUUACUAAAUCACUAAAGAUACUUAACUAGAAUUUUCAUUUAUUAAGCAGUGAUGAACUAAUGAAUUACUAUGAUUUUAUAUAAAACAAAGCAUAAAUAUUAUAUAGAUAGUUUAUGAAAUAAAAUUAAUUUUGGUGA